Molecule: messenger RNA, 8805 nt
Organism: Artibeus jamaicensis (Jamaican fruit-eating bat)
Lineage: Eukaryota; Metazoa; Chordata; Mammalia; Chiroptera; Phyllostomidae
Gene: CNTNAP2
Product: contactin associated protein 2
Exons: 24
Coding region: 255-4250 (1331 amino acids)
Source: RefSeq, a predicted model, not a curated record
UGGCACUGCUCGGGCGCGCCGCGCAAAGGCCAGCCCGGCGCGCGGGAGGAGGAAGCCGCGACUCCCCGCUGCUCCGGAGCCCGGCUGGACUGGAGCCUGGGGCGGCGGAGGGGCCGAGAGGCGGAGGCAGCGGGAGGGGCUGGGCGUGCUCCGGAGUCCGAGGACAGCCCGCCUCCCUGGGAGAACCCGCGGCAGAGGCGGACGGCGCCCUUCCGCAGCGAGCUUUCGGAGUACCGCCAGCCGGGAGGCGAAGGAUGCCGGCGGCGCGGCCAGCCGGCUGCGGGGCAGCGCUGUGGCUGUGGUUCGUCGGCUGCGUCCUCUGCAGAGCCUGGACCGCCCCCUCCGCGUCCCAAAAAUGCGAUGAACCCCUGGUGGCCGGACUCCCACAUGGAGCUUUCAGCAGCUCUUCCUCCAUGUCUGCGAGCUAUUCUCCGGGCUACGCCAAGAUCAACAAGCGAGGGGGUGCCGGUGGAUGGUCUCCAUCUGACAGCGACCAUUAUCAAUGGCUUCAGGUUGACUUUGGCAAUCGGAAGCAGAUCAGCGCCAUCGCAACCCAAGGAAGAUACAGCAGCUCCGACUGGGUGACCCAGUACCGCAUGCUCUACAGCGACACUGGGAGGAACUGGAAACCCUAUCAUCAAGACGGGAACAUCUGGGCAUUUCCCGGGAACGUCAACUCUGACAGCGUGGUACGGCAUGACUUGCAACACCCAGUCGUCGCCCGCCAUGUGCGAGUGGUGCCUCUGGAUUGGCACGGAGAAGGCCGCAUCGGGCUCAGAAUCGAAGUCUACGGCUGUUCCUACUGGGCUGAUGUUAUCAACUUUGAUGGCCACGUUGUGUUGCCGUAUAGAUUCAGAAACAAGAAGAUGAAAACGCUGAAAGAUGUCAUUGCCUUGAAAUUUAAAACCACCGAGAGCGAAGGGGUGAUCCUGCACGGGGAAGGCCAGCAAGGGGACUACAUCACGCUGGAGCUGAGGAAAGCCAAGCUGCUCUUCAGUUUGAACCUAGGAAGCAACCAGCUCGGCCCCAUCUACGGCCACACGUCCGUGACGACGGGAAGCCUGCUGGACGACCACCACUGGCACUCGGUGGUCAUCGAGCGCCAGGGCCGGAGCAUCGACCUCACCCUGGACAGGAGCGUGCAGCACUUCCGCACCAACGGGGAGUUCGACUACCUGGACCUGGACUACGAGAUAACCUUUGGAGGCGUCCCUUUUUCUGGGAAGCCGAGCUCCAGCAGUCGAAAGAAUUUCAAAGGCUGCAUGGAAGGCAUCAACUACAACGGCAUCAACAUCACGGAUCUCGCGAGAAGGAAGAAGCUGGAGCCCUCCAACGUGGGAAACCUGAGCUUCUCCUGCGUGGAGCCCUCCACGGUGCCCGUCUUUUUCAACGCCACCAGCUACCUGGAGGUGCCCGGGCGGCUCCACCAGGACCUGUUCGCGGUCAGCUUCCAGUUCCGGACCUGGAACCCCAGCGGCCUCCUGCUUUUCAGUCACUUCGCCGACGACUUGGGCAACGUGGAGAUCGACCUCACCGAGAGCAAGGUCGGCGUCCACAUCAACGUCACGCAGACCAAGAUGAGCCAGAUAGAUAUUUCCUCAGGCUCUGGCUUGAAUGAUGGACAGUGGCACGAGGUUCGUUUCCUAGCCAAGGAAAAUUUUGCUGUUCUCACCAUUGACGGAGACGAGGCGUCAGCGGUUCGAACAAAUAGUCCUCUCCAAGUUAAAACUGGCGAGAAGUACUUCUUCGGAGGUUUCCCGAACCCGAUGAGUAACUCAAGUCACUCUGUCCUUCAGCCCUCGUUCCAAGGGUGCAUGCAGCUCAUUCACGUGGAUGACCAGCUCGUAAAUUUAUACGAGGUGGCACAGAGGAGGCCGGGGAGCUUUGCAAACGUCAGCAUCGACAUGUGCGCCAUCAUAGACAGAUGUGUGCCCAACCACUGCGAGCACGGUGGGAAGUGCUCCCAAACCUGGGACAGCUUCAGAUGCACCUGUGAUGACACAGGGUACAGCGGGGCCACCUGCCACAACUCCAUCUACGAGCCGUCCUGCGAGGCGUACAAACACCUGGGCCAGACGUCGAAUUACUACUGGAUAGACCCUGAUGGCAGCGGACCGCUGGGGCCUCUGAAGGUGUAUUGCAACAUGACAGAGGACAAAGUGUGGACCAUCGUCUCUCACGACCUGCAGAUGCAGACCACGGUGCCGGGCCACGGCCCAGAAAGGUACUCGGUGACGCAGCUGGCGUACAGCGCCUCCAUGGACCAGAUCAGCGCCAUCACCAGCAGCGCUGAGUACUGCGAGCAGUACGUCUCCUACUUCUGCAAGAUGUCCAGGUUGUUGAACACCCCAGAUGGAAGUCCUUACACCUGGUGGGUUGGCAAAGCCAACGAGAAGCACUACUACUGGGGAGGCUCCGCGCCCGGAGUUCAGAAGUGCGCCUGCGGCAUCGAGCGCAACUGCACGGACCCCAAGUACUACUGCAACUGCGACGCGGACUACAAGCAGUGGAGGAAGGACGCUGGCUUCCUAUCCCACAAAGAUCACCUGCCGGUGAGCCAGGUGGUAGUGGGGGAUACUGACCGGCAAGGCUCGGAAGCGAAGCUGAGUGUGGGCCCCCUGCGCUGCCAAGGAGACAGGAACUAUUGGAACGCGGCCUCUUUCCCCAACCCCUCCUCCUACCUGCACUUCUCGACCUUCCAAGGGGAGACCAGCGCUGACAUUUCUUUCUACUUCAAGACGCUGAUCCCUCGGGGCGUGUUCCUGGAAAACCUGGGGAACACGGACUUCAUCAAACUCGAGCUCAAAUCUGCCACAGAAGUGUCCUUCUCCUUUGACGUUGGGAACGGGCCCGUGGAGAUUGUGGUGAGGUCGCCCACGCCGCUCAACGAUGACCAGUGGCACCGGGUCACCGCGGAGAGGAACGUGCAGCAGGCCAGCCUGCAGGUGGACCGGCUGCCGCAGCAGACCCGGAAGGCACCGACCGAGGGCCACACCCGCCUGGAGCUCUACAGCCAGCUGUUCGUGGGUGGCGCCGGAGGCCAGCAGGGCUUCCUGGGCUGCAUCCGCUCCCUGAGGAUGAACGGGGUGACGCUGGACCUGGAGGAAAGAGCGAAGGUCACUUCCGGCUUCAAGUCCGGGUGCUCGGGCCACUGCACCAGCUACGGGACCAACUGCGAGAACGGAGGCCAGUGCGUGGAGAAAUACCACGGCUACUCCUGCGACUGCUCGCACACGGCCUACGACGGCACCUUCUGCAACAAAGACGUGGGUGCCUUUUUUGAAGAGGGGAUGUGGCUGCGGUACAACUUCCAGGCCCCCGGGGCCAGCGGCAGGGAGUCGGGCGGCCGGACAGAGAGCUCACCAGAGCAGCAGGGCCCGCCACCGGACCUGGCCCAGGAGGAGGUCCGCUUCAGCUUCAGCACCUCCAAGGCGCCCUGCAUCCUCCUGUACGUCAGUUCUCUCACCACGGACUUCCUGGCCAUCCUCGUCAAACCCACCGGGAGCCUGCAGAUCCGGUACAGCCUGGGCGGCACCAGGGAGCCGUUCAACAUCGACCUGGACCACAGGAACAUGGCCAACGGGCAGCCCCACAGCGUCAACGUCACGCGCCGCGGGAAGACCGUCACGCUCAAGCUGGACCACUACCCUUCCGUGAGCUACCACCUGCCGAGCUCGUCUGACACGCUGUUCAACUCCCCCAAGGCGCUCUUCCUGGGGAAAGUCAUAGAAACGGGGGAGAUCGACCCGGAGAUCCACAAGUACAACACCCCGGGCUUCACCGGCUGCCUGUCGCGCGUGCAGUUCAACCGCAUCGCCCCGCUCAAGGCGGCCCUGCGGCAGACGCAGGCCUCCGCGCAGGUGCGCGUCCAGGGCGUGCUGCUGGAGUCCAACUGCGGGGCCUCCCCGCUCACCCUCUCGCCCAUGUCGUCUGCCACCGACCCCUGGCACCUGGACCACCUGGACUCAGCCAGUGCUGAUUUUCCGUAUAAUCCAGGUCAAGGCCAAGCUAUAAGGAAUGGAGUCAACAGAAACUCAGCCAUCAUCGGAGGCGUCAUUGCUGUGGUGAUCUUCACCAUCCUCUGCACCUUGGUCUUCCUCAUCCGGUACAUGUUCCGCCACAAAGGAACCUACCACACCAACGAAGCGAAGGGGGCAGAGUCUGCCGAGAGCGCAGACGCCGCCAUCAUGAACAACGACCCCAACUUCACAGAGACCAUUGACGAGAGCAAAAAGGAGUGGCUCAUCUGAGGGGUGGCCCUUUGGCGUCGGGGUGGGGGGCGGGAGGGGAGGGAACCAAAGCACCCUGCUCCAUACUCUUGGGCACAUCCUUGAAAAUGUCAGCACAAGUUGGGGGAAGGAAGCAGCAGAAAAUUCCUGAGACUGAUCGCCACACACACACAAAGUAAUACUUUUUAAUAUUUCUUUAUAGCUGAGUUUUCCCUUCUGUAUCAAAAAAUAAUACAAAAAUGCUUUUAGAGUUUAAGCAAAGGUUGAAGUUUGUAGGUAAUAUCUGUUUUAUUUUGUGUAUGUUUAGAGGUGUUCUAAAAACUCACGGUAACAGGGCAAGUUUUCUACGUUUUUAAGAGCCCUUAGAAGGUGGAUAUUUUGGUUUUUUUGAGGAAAGCUGAUGCACAGACACACGGCCCCCAGCACUCCCUUCCUUUUGCACACAGUCAGCUGUCAAUGGGCUAUUGCAGCUACUAGUUCACGUUCAUACACUGUUCCUUUUGGUGUCCUGUAAAUUGGAGAAGGAAAGAGAGGGGCAAAGAGAACCUACUGUUCACCAGUUUUCCAAGAGACCUCAGUCUCUGCCAGUUUUCCAAGCGUUCCGGCCGGAAGCAGUCAGAGAAGGAAGGCGUGUGGCGGCUGUCAGGACCGGCGGCACCACGGACAGACGCCUGCGGUGCCAGGGCAGGUACUUUCCCGUCGGGGUCAUCGGUCUCCUUCUUCAUCGAAUUCCGCGAGAGCGUGUUGUUCCAUGUUUGUGGUCCUACACCUGUUCGAUCCCUGGACCCACCACUGGUGACCGGCUGUUACUAAAGAUUUCUCCUCGGCUUUACCUGCAGCGUACAGGCUCACCCUCCACGGGUGUGCACGCACCUCGCGGGGGAAUCAGAACCAGAUGUCGCGAUUCAUUUGCUCUGUGUCUCUCUCGUAGUUGUAGCAAGAGUGCCGACACUUCCCAGUGAAUGCGGAAAGUAGGUGGCCCUCAUUUUGCUUUCAGUGUCUAGUGUUUAAGUCCCCGUGACAAAAUCGCAGACAGGGACCAGACACUCCACAUUAAAGCCAAGUCAUGACUGCUGUUAUUAUUUAUGUUCUCCCGAAUCAUCAGGGGAAAGCACUGCCCUGUGUUACGUCAUCUGCUCCCGGAUCGUCCCACCUGCAAUGGACACGCUGCCCUGGUCCCGGAUCUUCUCUGGCAGAUCCGUCCGCAGCUCUGGUCCAGCACCAGCCCGGUCGCCGGCCAUUGCUUCUCAGAGAACGCACCUGUCUGGUCAGUCACCCCUCGGUUCAAUCAGAAAUCGUGACCAACUUAUCUCAACAAAUAACUCAUUGGUUUUAUUUAAAAAAUAAUAGUGUGCAAACCAGUGGGACAAAGCUCCUCUUGGAACAGCUGAAAAAUAAUCAUUUCAUUUAUUUAAUAAAAGAUUGCAUAGAAGUCAUUUCUAGAAUAACUACCAUUUAUAGUCAUUGCAGUUCAGGCUCUUGGGCUUAAUCAAUGCUUUUUAAAAUUUCUUUAGACUCCCAACGUUCGAUCACCUUCUCCCUUCUCCUGCUAGGUGAGAUGAGGUAAAAGGUAUGGAUGCUAUUUUUCUGAUAGCCUUCCUCAGUAAAAUGGAAAUUCUAGUUUGCUUGGGUUGUACGUGCACACUUUUCAAGAUACGUGGUAUAUGCCUAACUUACUGCAGGACCUCAGUGUCUCGAGCAGGUAUAAUGUCACCCACACCUUCCAGGCACGUGACACAGGAACGUGGCACAUUCCACAGGAGGCUCUGGGCCCGUUCAAGUCAGGUGACAGACCCAACGGGAGCCCGAACACCCUUGCAGUUGCUGACCUCAGGCACUUUCAUGGACCCCCUUCUCUGAGAACAGUCUUGAUCCCCCUUCCAUAAAGCGCAUCACAAAUGAGAAGCAGUGAACGGGACCGAACAUCAGAGCUGAGGGUCUGACACGACCCUGAAAGCAAAGGCCAUCGACUGAACCGAGGUGACUGCCAUUCGUGGUUCUUGCAUUACUGUCCAACUGAAAAAGCGAAUUUUAGACGGUACGUUUAAAGGUUUCCAAUUCCUAACAACCACAAUUUUUAAAAAGGCAUUACCUUCGCACUUGACAAAUCAUGACGGACAUUGAUUACUUCCUGCGUUUCCCUCGAUGGUUCUGUUCUCUCUGCGCUGUCUCAGCACUUCCCCUUCCUCCCCGGGACGGUUAGGGACCGAAAACAACCAAAACGUCCUCUGAUGCUGAAAUGCCCUCAGCCUUCCUCUCUCCUCUCUCCUUUCCACUUUCCUGCUACAGAAUGUUAAAGGCAAUACCCGACGCUUCUCCAACCAACUUUCCACACCAAGGGCACUGGAAUGCCUGCCGGGAUCACCGUCACUGGGGACGUUUCCCAUGCACAGAGGUGUGACAAUCUCUGCCCUUCAGGGGGUCACCCUCCAGCCAGCAGGCAGGGCACAGAAAGGUGGAUGAGGUACUAAGGGUCAAACGAUGCUGGAACUCUUGGCUUCUCUUUGGACUGUGGGCUUCGAGGUAGCUCCGCCAGCCGCAGUCCCCAGAGUCUUGACACCCACCAUGCCAUUCGUCAUCGAUCAAGCACAAAAGGCCAAGGGCAGCGCAUCUUUGCAUAAUAAGAACAGACAAAAAAACAAAAAAAAUAAAAGUUUUUUUAGAGCUGUUCAUACAGGAAACAUCUUCUGUGUACAAAGCAAGCACCUAUGUUUUGAGAAGCCAGGAGUGAGGACUUAGCAUGAUGUGAAACCAGUGCCAUCAUAAGCUCUCAAAAUAAGAUAUUGCCUGGAACUCAAGGGAACUCGCCCCAUUUUAUGGUGAAGCUCUGCUCUGGCCCUUCUUUGUAAGACUGUAUCUUCUCUCGUGGCUUUCAACCAACCGCUCAGAAAAGCGAUUCAGGUGAGGUGGAUGCUGAAGAGCUGUAAUCGAGGGUGUGGGGCACCUCUGGCGGGAAAGGCCCUGUUGCUCCGCACUUGACAGAUGAGCAGCCUGGACCACCGGGGGCAGGAAUUCAGGGGCACGAGAGAAAGGCUUGGCGCAAGCCGAGGGGACUUCGUGUGACUGUGGAACCAGCAGGCGCCAGUGCAGAGCGGGCACAGAGCCACCCGCCGUGUCCGACACGCACUGGAGGGGAAGCCGUCAGCCACCAGACAUGAGAGCGCAGCAUCAGGGUGAGGUCGGGGAGAAACUUGGACCUCCUUCUAUAACGGGAUCAGCACUUUUCUAGUCUUCCACUUGUUCCUACAGCGUAAAUGUUUUCCUGGCUCCUUUAUGUCUCCCGCCUACAAACACUUAGCGCCUGAUCUGAACCUCUUCCCAUGUUCUCCUUUUCACCAUCCUCCCAAGCUGUUUUCAGAAAGAGGGGCAGCAGGUUACCAAAUUGAAUUAUUAAUUUGAACUCCAGUCAGCCAGCCACAACAGGUCACAAGUGCAAGUCCGGAAGUAGGUAGGAAAUCAGUGGGCACCAUUUUUUAGUGAUAUCUGGGGAGCGAGGACCCCAGUAGGGUCCUGACCCCUCUCUCUCUAUCCCUGCCUUGCUGUGUGACCUUCGCCAAGUCGCUGAACCUCUGUCCUCCUUCACCGGGGUUUGAGUCGCCGCUGUUUUACAUGUGACACUCCUAAGAGGCGCUGAUUCUUGACCGCAGAACACCAAGAUGCAGAAGCACAGGCCCGAGUCCGUGACACCUCGCAGAGACACUUUCUGGCCUGCGGUUGUGAGCCACACAGCUAGAAGCCACGUGUCCAGGAAGGAGGAGCCAUGCGGGGCGUUGCUGCGCAACAGCGAAGUUAUUUACGAGGUGCGCUGCCGUCAGCACAGCGGGGAGGCCACGCACAGAGCCCAAGGCCAGAGAAACCGGGCAGCGCCCACCUGAAGCCCCCGGGUCCCCCUGCGUGAGCCUCCCUCCGUGUGAUUGGCUGGGACAUGAGACAACACGAGAAACAGAUGCGGCUCUUUGCAGAGCCUGCUGGUAACGUUGGAAACCCCGAUUCCUCUCCCAGCAGCGUUUCCUGGAGACAGGCGGGAUGCGUGUGUACCAGCUCGUCGAUGGAAUGGGGAAGCCGCGUCGGACAGCCAGUUAACUGGGCUGAGCAAAGACCGGCAGAGGCGUGAACGUCCGACGUGCGCCCACAGGUUUGUUUUCGGAGGAGAUUUCAGACCAGGCCUCUGUAGACCGUCUGCACCACUUCCGAGCCUCCGCUGCUUUGCAGCGAACGCUGGACCGCGGUGGCCACGGAAACACGGAAGCCCCCCUCCGGGAGGCCCUGACGUGGUUCUCAGUGUCACUGAUCCCGAGAUUUGUUCCUGCGGGUUUUCCAUGCGUUCGGUGUGCACGGUGACUACGGAGGUCGGCAUCGUGAAAAGCUGGGCUACAUAUUCUUUCUGUAAAGUCAGGAGGGGCUCCGUCCCUGUGAAAUAACACGGAAUUUCACUCUCUAAAAGCAACAGCAUGUAAACUAGAAUGAACGAAGGGAAUUAUGUAUGUAUGUAUGCCUAAUAUUCUUUGUGAAUGUCUUUCAUUUAACUAAAAUUAUAUUAGACACCAGAUUGAUAAAUAAAAACAAAUCCAAAAUA